Molecule: messenger RNA, 1083 nt
Organism: Triticum turgidum subsp. durum (durum wheat)
Lineage: Eukaryota; Viridiplantae; Streptophyta; Magnoliopsida; Poales; Poaceae
Source: the annotation of a GenBank genome assembly
AUGAGCCGGCGGUUUCUGUACAUGGUGCUCCAGGACGGCAGGGUACCGGGUGCCCGCUCGUACACGCUGCACCGCAUCGGCCCGUCGCUCCUUUUCUACCCCAAGGAUUCACCGGAGCGCGCGGCAGCGGCAGCAGCCUCGGGCGCGACGGCGACAACCAUGGAGGCGGCGGCGGCCGCGGCGGCAGCGGCGAGGGCGAGGGAGAGGGCGAUGUGGCGAGAGCCGGAGAUUGCUGGGGAGAAGGCUCUACUGGAGCGCCCCGUCAUGACCUUCCCAUCUCCCUACGUGUAUAUGGACUUCGCGCUCACCGGCCGCCGCAAGGACCAGAUCGUCGCCUCGGAGCGCCGCGAUUUCCAGUACAGGUUCGAAGUUCGGACCCCGGGCCGCGCCGUCCUCUACGACGACGCCUCGCAGUCCGUCCGCGACCUCACAUCGCCCGAGCGCGAGGACGUGCCGCUCGCCGCCGGCGAGGACGAGACGCCCGUCCGGGGGUUAAUCCGUGAGCCCGCGUGCCGGCACGACUGGCACUGGUACACCUACCCGCCGUCGCCGCCUCCCUACCAGAGCGGCGACGCGUACGGCGCCUACGCGGCGCCGGUCGACGGUUGGCACAUCUGGGCAUCCGCGCGCGGCCACGGGACCUACUCCAUGCACACGGUGACCGGCGAGUGGAGCAAGCUCACCGACCGGGCGCUGCCGUUCCAAGGGCGCGCCGCGUGCGCCCCGGAGCACGGCCUCUGGUUCAGCUUCCCGGCCGUGGACAGCAGCCUCCUCGCCGCGUGGGACCUGCACGCCUCCGGGGGCGGCGCCGCCGCCGCGCCGGCGCGCGGCGUGUGGGAGAGCUUCAGGGUGCCCCGCAGGAGCUGGAAUCUUAAGUCGCACCUCGUGCACCUGGGCGAUGGCGGUCGGUUCUGCGUCGCCAGGCUAUUUCGGAAUGACAUAUCGUGGUCAGAGAGGUUCAAGCUCGCCGUGCUCACCGGCGUGGAGGUGGAGCGAUGCGACGGCGGGGAGCUCCUCAUGAUCAAGCACAGGUCGUUCAAAUAUAGGUUUGACGACGAGAAAUAUCCCCAUCUUGUUCUUUAG